This is a messenger RNA of Syngnathus typhle (broad-nosed pipefish), 2293 nucleotides long. It is a transcript of the gene mlx, whose product is annotated as MAX dimerization protein MLX. Gene Ontology annotation, cellular component: nucleus. Gene Ontology annotation, biological process: regulation of transcription by RNA polymerase II. The transcript has 8 exons. NCBI's taxonomy places the organism in Eukaryota, Metazoa, Chordata, Actinopteri, Syngnathiformes, Syngnathidae. The record is from RefSeq and is a predicted model, not a curated record. The coding region runs from base 209 to 943 and encodes 244 amino acids. Gene Ontology annotation, molecular function: protein dimerization activity; DNA-binding transcription factor activity, RNA polymerase II-specific; RNA polymerase II cis-regulatory region sequence-specific DNA binding.
UGGGGGGGGGGGGGAAGCAACAUAAAUACAAGCGUUCAACACUCUGUGUUUGCGAAUGUGUAACAAACAUUUAAUAACAGCACGCUCUUACUUUGCCAGCCGACCAUGUACUUUGUUUUGAUAGCGGAGGAAAUCGUUUUGGCUUUGGAGGCAUUCGAAGUUUCACACAUGGACCGCGAACGCACCAACGCUAUCAAGGACUUCCAAAAUGGCGGAUCCGACGACGUCGCCCGAGAACCACGCCAAGCACUCGGAUGUGGCGUUCGCCGAUGGCGUCUUUGACCCCAUUCUCUUUGCUGACGCGUCCAGGACGGGGAACCUGGUGUCAAGGGCCAACAGCAUCAGCUCAAGUGCCUCUUCAGUUCCAAACACAGAUGACGAGGAUAGCGACUGCAGGCACGAGACGUUAUACAAGACUUCCUGCAAAGAUCGGCGGAGGCAGGCGCACACGCAGGCCGAGCAGAAGCGCCGUGACGCCAUCAAGAAAGGCUACGAUGAUCUGCAGUCGGUUGUGCCAACCUGCCUGCAGUCUGAAUUUGCGGUGGGAGCUCAGAAGAUCAGCAAGGCCACCAUCCUGCAGAAAACCAUCGAAUAUAUCAAGUUUCUUCACAAAGAGAAAAAGAAGCAGGAGGAGGAAGUUUCCCGUCUAAGGAAAGAAGUGACUGCGCUGAAGAUUAUGAAAACAAACUAUGAGCAGAUUGUGAAGGCAUACCAGAACCAUCCACAGCAAGGCGCGGACCAGGUGUCGGACCAGAUCAAGUUCAACAUCUUCCAGAGCAUCAUGGACUCGCUCUUCUACACCUUCAGCAGCUCCGUGUCGGUCAACAGCUUCCAGGAGUUGUCGGCCAGCGUGAUCAAUUGGAUCGAGGAGCACUGCAAGCCGCUGAUGCUGAAGGAAUUUGUCGUCAGCGUGUUGCGGCAGGUCAACGGGCAGCUCUACUGAUGCGGGCUGUGACGGUACACGAUUGUGUAUAUGUUAGCUGCGGGGGCACACUCGAUGUAUGUCUCAUCUUGGCGAUUUGAGUCGGUUUACAUUUGUGAUAACGUGACGCGAGACAAAACAGUGGUGUUUUUAAAAGCCGACAACAGCCAAUGUCAAGACACGGGCCUCGGAAUGUUAUCAAGAGCAAUGUGUUUCAGUGUGUGUGGAUUUUGUCUCUCAGGGCUAAAGAGAGUCUUUGGCAGAAUUUGUAGAGAUGUCACUAAAUUGUUCUGAUGUGCCUAAAAUGGCCAGUGAUGACUUAGCUACAUCGGCACCGAAAGCAGCCUCCGUCCAGGACAAUUCAAACCAAUUUCCAGGGCAAGAAAUUUCCCAUUAUAUGUGAUGUGUCAAACUACAAGCACUACAAUCCUACCCGAGCCUUACAAAGUGCAUAUCAUAGGGGGGGGACGGUAAAGCUUGCCUCUAAUGACCUGUUCUGCUCAGAUCAGAUGUUACUCUCCGAAGCAGGACACUCCAGGGUAGCUUCCCGCACUAAGAUAAUUAAAUGCGUGGUGACGUCAGUUUGGCGGCUUUCACCAAUAGUACGUAGACACAAUCCUCUUACAAACUAGCGACGGUGUGCCCCGUGAUGCCUCUUAAUACUACCUCACAAGCCGGCUAAUUCCCGGGCCGACUUCAUCCUGCAUCGGUCCCUCACAAUCAGGUAACCGAGCAAGUAAAAAGGUGUUUGGUUGCCAGCGUGUAAGGGGCUGACUGUCUUUUGUACAGAAAGCUAGCCGGUGAUUUGUAAAUACAUAAAGGGAAGCUUUAAUUGUCUUAUGACUUAGUGAGUUUGUACUUUUAUGGACAAUUUCAAAUAUUUUUUGUGGGCAUAAUUUCUAUCUCAGUUCUCAGAAUAGCCGAGGAUUGUGUGUACAAGCAGCAUUGCAGCCUUCUUUUAUCAAAAGCAUUUAAUAUAAUGCCUCAUGGCGUCCCCAAACAAAGACUUCGGCUCUUGAUUAGCUUAGAGUUAAGUGGUGUGCCACAAAUCAAUGUGAGCACAGACUUGUAUAUUUUGCCUCUAGAUCUGUUUUAACCAAGUGUGCCUCAGGGGUAUGUCCUUGGAUUACUCUUGGUCAUUCUGUCAAGUCUAAAUCCAAACGCACCUGUAGUCUGGUAUUUUGUUCUGUUAGUUGGUAUUGAACUGCCCCUCCCCUUAUUUAUUUUAGGCAAAACACAACAUUGUUCUCUUGAUGUUUCUUACUGAUUAUACGCGUUCAAUGUUGGCUUGUUUUCUAACUCUGUCGUGGCCACAAUCAUUUCUUACCUGACUGUCUUUCCUGGUGGAAUAAAAGUGUCUGAAGUAGUCUA